Molecule: messenger RNA, 3720 nt
Organism: Mycotypha africana
Lineage: Eukaryota; Fungi; Mucoromycota; Mucoromycetes; Mucorales; Mycotyphaceae
Exons: 5
Coding region: 1-3720 (1239 amino acids)
Molecular function (GO): protein binding
Source: RefSeq, a predicted model, not a curated record
AUGUCAAAUACAAGUCCAAUCAUGGAUCUUCCAAUUACUGCAGUAAUGUCAAGUAACAAUACUACAGCAACGCAUUCAACAGAUGAAAACCAAUUACAAGCUUGUGAUUCACCUUCCGGUUCUUCAACAUCAGAGCCGCAUGAUGAUGCUUUAUUGAACCUACAACAGCCGUCCCUAGCUGAUCAGUCUUUCUUUUAUAAAUUAGACCAACUAUUACCUGAUAACCCUCUAUAUUUUAUGCAACAACAACAACAACAACAACAACAACAGCAACAGCACCAGCUACAGCAACAACAAUCGAGGCAACUCUCCCCACCUUAUCAACAGCAACACCAGAGCAAUGCCGUUUCACCAAUCCUUUCUUCACCUUCAGAGACCCAUACUGGUUUUGUGGAUCCUUUAUUACCCAGUAACAAUAAUAUUAUUAGUGAAAGUAAUAACGCUAAUGCAAAUCCCACGUUUUGGACUGGUUUUGAUAACGCUAUCCCUAAUCUUGCAAAGGAUUUCACAGAUUAUAUAUCCGCAGGAUAUCCAAUGCAACAACAGCAACAACCUACAUCACCGUUCAACAAUGCACAGUCCCAUCCAUCCCCCAAUUCCAUGAGUCAGGAAGCUCUAAAUAUCACGCCAGGAAUGCAAAUCAGAGUUUUGGGAGUCCCUCAAACAGGGGCAAAGUCGAGAGUAGAAACACAGAUUAAAAUCUGUCUUCAACUCGUUACCGAUAACGGUGAUAAAGCUCAAUGGUGGUCACACCUCAAAUUACCCGAAUAUAUGGUUGCUAAAGAUAAACUGAAGCGUCAGAUUGUCAUGACAACUUCACCUAACGGUAAACAAAUAGCUAAUGUGCCUGGUUUAGAUAAUUCGGCUAUCAAACAGGAGAAAAUGUUGUUUUUGUCUGCUCGUGUUAUUUGCGCAAGUGAUCCGAGUCGUAAAGUGGUGACAUGCUUAGGUUGCAUCCAGCGUGAACGAAAACGGAAUCAACGUAGAAAAGAGAAUAAAAUGAUGAAGCAGCAACAACAACAAACCACAGAAAGUGAUGAUAAUAUACCCAGUGGCAAUAAUGAUGAUUCUACAUCCGUUACAACAACAGCAUCUUCCUUGGCUCUUGAGGAACAAAAAGUUCUACUUUUCAAUUGUUCCGAAAUAGUUGAUUUCAGUUCAGGAGAUACUAUUUUACCUACACGUAUCACAUGUUACUGCAGACAUCACAAUGAAAGACUUGGUUUCUGUAUUUAUUUUGAAAUGCAUGAUCAUACAGGUAAAUCAGUGGCAACGGGCAUGUCACCACCCAUUAUGAUUACAGAUGAUCAUAAGUCAAAUAAGAUUAAAUCCGGAAGGAAAAGGUUUCGUACCGAUAAUGAAAAGCCUUCAAAUGCACCUAUUUUAUCGAGCCCUUUUGAUAUCAGAAGACUGCAACAUCAACGUCCACAACAGAUAGCCUCAGCAGCAACAAAUACAGUAAAUGGAGGCCAGUUUGUCAGUACAAACAAUCAUAGUAAUACCAAUAGUUUACAGCCUAUACAGCCACAACAACAGCAACAGCAAAGGCUUAAUUUUUCCUCCCCACCUCAUCAUUAUAAUAUUCAACCUCGGCCUGCCAACAUUGCUCCCAUGACUACUACAACUUUUAUUGACAAUCCUAACAACAACAGUAAUAAUGCCAGUUCCAACACUAUUGGUAACAGUACUUUACUGCCAUUACAAAAUUCAUCUACGGCAAUUGACAGUCUUAGUCGGCCUCUACUGCAACGUCUAAUCCCUAAUGAGGGUCCAACUUUCGGUGGAGUGGAAGUUACCCUUUUAGGGAGUGGGUUUAGACCUGGCCUUACUUGUAUGUUUGGUGAUGUAGCAGCUUCAAGUACGCAUUAUUGGUCUCCAAAUACAUUAGUGUGUAUUUUACCCCCUGCUUCGGAAGCUGGAACAGUAGUUGUAUCUUUUAAAGAGCAUCCUCUCAUGGUCGAUAGCAAUCAAGAUGUCACACUGUUCACUUACUAUAAUGAAAAUGACCGUGCAUUAAUGGAACUAGCCUUACAAGUAGUAGGAUUAAAAAUGACUGGUAAAGUUGAAGAUGCUCGAGAUAUUGCCAUGAGAAUUGUUCAAGGCGGUAAUGGUAGCAACAACUCUAAUAAUAGCAUUGGUAACAAUACAAGUGCCAGUCACCAACAGCACAAUAACAAUAGCAGCAACCAUCCUAUGAAUGGUCUGGAAUUUCAUAUUAUACAAGUUUUGGAGGUUAUGCGUAGAUUUCGUGAUGUUCAAACAGCGGACGUUUCCUUAACUAGUCCACAAGGUCAUACCAUGCUUCACUUAGCAUCUAUGCUCGGCUUUAAAGAAUUAACUCAGGUCUUGAUUGAUUUGGGAUGUGAUGUCAAUGUGGCGGAUAAAAAUGGAUUGACAGCUUUACAUUACGCAGCUUGGUACAAGCAAGAGUCAGUUGUCCGUAUUUUGUUGGAUGUUGGUCGCGCCGAUCCUGAUAUCUCCAAUCGAUGGAAUAAGAAGCCUCUGGAUCUGACAGAAAGUCAAUCUAUCCGAUAUAUGCUUUCGAGCCAUGUGCCUGAAAUGAGUGAUUCUGAUUUCGUCGACUCAGAUUUGGAAGAAGACGAUUAUAGCAGUUCUUCUGACAAGAUGAAUGCUGAUGUAGAUACGUCAUUUGCAGAAGAUAGUGAUUCCGAAUAUGAAGAUGACAGCAGUAGUAGCGUUUGGCUGGGUGAUUCUGAUGAAGAGAAGGAGGAGGAAUUAUGGUCCCGAGAUCAACAUAACUCCUACGAUUCUGAUUCUGAGGAAUCCAUUAUAUCAGUCACCCAACAGUAUUAUGCUCGACCUACGUUAUAUGAUAACGGUACCAAUGCUGGCUUACGCCACCGUCGUACAAAUAGACUACAACAGCAACAGCAAGUUCAACAAAGUGCACCACCUACAAUUCACUAUUUAGAGGAAACUGACAAUUUUUCUCCCUCAGCAGAUGAAAUAUUAGAUGCGGAGCCUGUCCAUGCCAUUGAGCGCGUCAUCGCUGCAUCUUCUGAUUUUGAUGAAGAUGAGAUUAUUGCUGCACCGCAGAAAAGUGACCUAAAUUGGAUGCAACGCACCUUAUCCCAUUUCCAACAGCAACCUACCGAAAAUAAUCCAACAUUCCUUCAGAAUAUUAAAAACAAUAUCCCUGCUAAACCUACCGAUUUGACAUUAAAGGCGAUCACAGACCAUAUCUUAGUACAGUUUCCAAGACCGGCUACAAUGAUUGCAAAUAUGUCCCAAGGACUGUUUGGCAAUAAUAAUGCUGGCAACGGAAUCCAUUCUAGUACACCCGCAACAGUAAUGACGCCACAAAAGACUGCCACAAAUAGCAGCAAAGAAGGUGAGCCAGCAGCAGACCAAACGUUAGCAUGGUAUAUGGCUUUAGCGUAUGCUAUGGGUGCACGUAGUUUAACAGACCAGCAACAACAAAUAACCCAAGAUAACAGUUCUACCUUGACUGCUUCCCUUUAUUCAAGUUCAUCUACAUCUACAUCAACACCACUGCAGCAGCAACAACAACAACAACAAGAAGAAGAAGAGGUCGUAGCGAAAAAGCGACGGGAUAAACGACUGUUCUCAUUCUGGGUGCCUAUGCUGUGUUUGAUGGUCAUCUGGCUUAUUUGGCAAUUCGUUUCCUCCCAUCCUGGUAUUACUGACUCCCUUAUGGGUAUCUCCGGGUUUCGAAGACAAUAUCUUUCUAUCCACUAA